AUGGCUUCAAAUUGUUGGAAGAAGAUUGAGAAUGAAUCUGGAUAUCCGUGUUACAUUAAUGAAACAAAUGGUAAACAAGAUUAUGACCAUCCUCAUUUUCGUAUAAUCUUGAAAUCUUCGGAGGAAUAUAAUGAAAUUAAAUACAGCACUUAUCGUAUAGCAUAUAAAGUUUUCGCACUACAAAGAAAUUUUAAAGUACCGCCUCUCCGCAUCAGCUCAGGAGUGUUUGCUAGACACCAAUUAAGUCUCUCGGAGAGCAGUCUCUCACUGGAUACUGCCGAGCUAGAAGCAGUGUUAGCAGAUAUUUAUUUUGCAGCAGAGAAAGAAGGCUUGUUUUCAGGAGAUGUAGACUUAACAGUUGACUUGCUGAUUAAUUUGCUGCUCAAUGUUUAUGAUGAAGAAAGGAAGAUACCGAUACGAGUUUUAGCCGUGAAAACACUACUCAUUCUUCUCAGUGAGGAGUCAGUAUUAGAGAAAUGGUUAGCACUGGCAAACUGUUGCGCUGACCACAAUGGCUGUGUGUCGCCGCGCCGGCUUGCUGCAUUACUGUCUUACGUUACUGCUCUCUCCAAGUAUCUGGGGAGUAGCUGUGAUCAAAUACAGGCUGAUGUUGAUGCAUGCUUUUACAAGGGUGCAGGCAUGUUGGGCGUCAGUGCGCGGGCUGUGGCUGAAUGGGGUAUACAGAACUGUGCCAGUGCUAGAUGGCUUCCUGUCUUGCAACGCAUUGUGGUUAGCCGUAAAUGUUCUCAUUCAUCUGUAACUUGUGCAUCUUGCACUCAACCAUUAACACAGGUUUUACAAUUCAAGUGUUCAAAAUGUAGCAAUGUCUACUUCUGUGAGAAGUGUUACUUAUAUGACAAGGAUAUGACAUUAGUAACAGGACAUAAGAAGACACAUUUAGUUCAUGAAAUUAUUGACGGCGAGGUGAAACCACCCGAAUGUUUAGGUUUUAUAAAGGGCAUGAAACGGUUUUUCUUUUGCACGAAAACAAAAAAGAGGAAGACUAGCAAAAAAAUUUCUAAGAAGAGUAUAGACAAAGUUGGCAACCCCGGAUCCAUCCGAAGAAGUAAGGAAGAGAGGCAGACCAUCUUCACAUCUACAGUUGGCAAAGCUUCUGGAAGCAACGCAAAUAACCCAGCUACUACAUUGCAAGAUAUUAUCACGCAGUUGGAGACGCAAAACAAAGCACUUAAAGAGCUAUCAACGCAGUUACAAAAUACAGUGAAGGACUCUGAGGAUAAUUUAAAAGUAAAAGUGGACACGCACUACUGUUUAAUAUCAACACAGAUUGAUAGGCUAAAAGCUUUAAAGGAAAACCUGGCACCCUCCGACAUUCCAUUAGAAGCAACAAAGACCGAAAAGGUCGAACGUCCACAAGCAUUUGAUCUCUUCAGUCCAAUACAGGUUGUAGAUGAGAAACAAUCAAAAAUGCCUGAGAAUCCUAAGAACCAACCUCGAAUACUUAGUAUGGAUUCUGGAAAUUUCUCGGUGAUUUCCAAACAGACGGACACUCAGAACUUACUUACAAUGUCAGGAGAUGCACUGAAACCUAUUGUGGUACAUGCCACUUCUGAUAGCAUAUCUACUGUAUCCAUGAAUGAUAUGAGCAAUUGGUAUAAUGAAACAGCAUCAAUUGCAACUACUACAAAACCCCGUGAUUCUUUCCACUCUAAGGCCAAGCCAAUUGAGUGCCAUAGUCUGUCCGUUACGGAGAAACGUUUCGCUGACGACAUUCGCUCUGUGGAGACCAGUAAUGACAAGAUGAAGGAACUCAACGCAGACUUGGAUACUGUUUUGGACAGACUGCAGCAGAUAUUGACUAAUAAUUUCGCAAUGGACGAUUCAUGUUUCGACAACACGCAACUGCGUGAAACUGCCAACGAGAUGGAAGGCUUGUUGGGCACUUUGAUACGCGGUGUGGAACAGAGAGCCACGCUCAAUGCUGCUAAAGGACUAGUGUAG
This is a messenger RNA of Parnassius mnemosyne (clouded apollo), 1962 nucleotides long. The record is from the annotation of a GenBank genome assembly. NCBI's taxonomy places the organism in Eukaryota, Metazoa, Arthropoda, Insecta, Lepidoptera, Papilionidae.